Molecule: messenger RNA, 1235 nt
Organism: Nelumbo nucifera (sacred lotus)
Lineage: Eukaryota; Viridiplantae; Streptophyta; Magnoliopsida; Proteales; Nelumbonaceae
Product: peroxidase 5-like
Biological process (GO): response to oxidative stress; hydrogen peroxide catabolic process
Molecular function (GO): peroxidase activity; heme binding
Source: RefSeq, a predicted model, not a curated record
AGUUGAGUUUUAUUUACUGAUCAAUAACUUCUCAUAAUAAUGAAGACUCUGGCAUUUCUCUUUCUCCUGUCUUCUGGCUUUUGGGCUCUUGCUGCCACGGCUGAUAGUUAUGGUCUGAGCUAUGAUUACUACAGCGAGACGUGCCCCCAAGCUGAGACUCUGAUCGCUGAAACAAUGAAGAAAAUAGUUAAGAAGGACGUAACAGUUCCUGCGAGGAUGAUAAGGAUGCAUUUCCAUGAUUGCUUUGUGAGGGGUUGUGAUGGAUCAAUUCUACUGGACUCAACUCCAGGGAAUAAAGCAGAAAAGGAUGCACCCCCAAACAAUCCUAGCCUCAAAGGAUUUGAGGUGAUUGAUAAACUUAAAGCUGUUCUGGAACACCAUUGCCCUGGAGUUGUUUCCUGUGCUGAUAUUCUUGCAUACGCAGCUAGAGAAUCUGUUUUUCUGUCCGGCAACGGAAAGGUCGAGCAGUACAAGAUUAGAGGAGGAAGGAAAGACGGAAGAAUCUCGAAGGACAUCGAUGCUCUAAACAACCUCUUACCUCCUACUGCGGAAGUUGACACACUCAUACAAGGUUAUGCUGCAAAAGGCCUGUCAGUUGAGGAUUUGGUUACUCUCUCAGGGGGUCAUACUGUAGGAGUCUCGCAUUGCUCUUCGAUUAAUGGCAGACAAGACAACUUCAAGAAUACCGGCAGGCCUGAUCCCACGCUUGACUCCCAUCUAGCCUCAAUGCUGAGGGGUGAGUGCCGGAGUAGCAAGGGAGCUGACCCCAUAGUUGUCAUGGACAGAUUUACACCGCUCGUUCUGGACAACAAAUAUUACGUUGGUUUAGUGCAAAACAAAGGGUUGUUCACAUCAGACCAAACCUUGCUCACUAAUGAACUUACCCGGAAAGAAGUAAUGGAGAAUGCUUAUUACCCAGGUGUUUGGGAGAAGAAGUUUGUUGCUUCCAUGAUUAAGAUGGGAGAGAUAGAGGUCAAAACAGGGAACCAGGGAGAGGUUAGGAAGGUGUGUCGCCGUGUGAACUACUAAAGGGAAAGUGGGCAUGUCGUAUAUAUGUUCUUCGGGGGGAUGUAGAAGAGUAGAAGGAUUCCCAGACUUUGGAAUAAUAAUAAAGGGAAAUUCUUGGAGGAGUCAUCAAGAAACAAUAAUUGUUUCGUUUCUUGACAAUAAGUUGUAAUUAGUUAAUUUCUCAGAGUGAUAUAUAUUAUUAUAUUAUCGUUGGAUUGUGUUGUGCA